This is a messenger RNA of Solea senegalensis (Senegalese sole), 2418 nucleotides long. Its product is annotated as zinc finger and BTB domain-containing protein 16-A-like. NCBI's taxonomy places the organism in Eukaryota, Metazoa, Chordata, Actinopteri, Pleuronectiformes, Soleidae. The coding region runs from base 205 to 2121 and encodes 638 amino acids. The record is from RefSeq and is a predicted model, not a curated record. Gene Ontology annotation, molecular function: protein binding. The transcript is spliced from 7 exons. Gene Ontology annotation, biological process: negative regulation of transcription by RNA polymerase II; regulation of immune system process; regulation of cytokine production.
CUUGGAGCAGAGACAGAGUUUGGAGCGGCUCGUGUGAAAUGUGUCAGCGGCAGCAGCGUGAUGUCGCGUGGACGAUGAGCGCAGGACGAGCUGAAGGAGACUGAGCACAGACCUACAACCAGCUGGAGGAAGUGACACGAGCGGGACGGGCACACCUCAUGCGUGGCCUCAGCAAAGCUUCGAGUGGAAACGUCUCCGACAAACAUGGGUGUCCUCCAGCUCCACAACCCCACUCACCCCGGCUCACUGCUGCAGCGGGCCAACCAGAUGCGUCUGACUGGCACCUUGUGUGACGUCAUCAUCACUGUGGACGGUCAGGAGUUCCCGGCGCACCGCACCGUUCUGGCCUGCACCAGCAAGAUGUUCGAGAUCCUGUUCCACCGCAGCAGCCUGCGCUACGCCCUGGACUUCCUGUCCCCUAAGACUUUCCAGCAGAUCCUGGAGUACGCCUACACGGCGUCGCUGCAGGCGACAGCCGAGGACCUGGAUGACCUGUUGUACGCAGCUGAGAUCCUGGAGAUCGAGUACCUGGAGGAGCAAUGUCUGAAAGUUCUGGAGACCAUCCAGGCCGAGGAGAAUGAGGAGGUCGUGGUGAGGAACCACGGCUCUGGAGACCACGGCGACCAUGGCCGCACCAGGCACUGGAGACACAUGCUGAUGUCCAAGAAGCAUUCCAUACAGGACGGACCCAACCGCGCCACUGCUCUGCACCACCUGGCUCUGUAUCACAUGACAGAGAGGAGUUCUCCAGGUCCAGAGCCCGAGGUGGUUCCUGAAUCCAGCCCCAAGCUGCACACGGAGGUGGAAAGUUCCCAGCAGCAGAUGAGGACAGAUUUGUCGCAGUCCUCGGCCCUGCUGGAUCCCGCCGCGAGUAUAAAGUCAGAGAGCAUGCAGGUGGAUGAAGUGGACAGCUGCGAGGGCAGGUCGUCCAGCACCGGCGAGGGAAGCUGCGUGUCCGAUCAGCACAGAGACGAGACGCCAGGGACACCGCGCAGAGGCAGCGUCAUCACCAGUGCCCGAGAGCUUCACACGAGUCCCGAAGACGUUGGACAGGUGGUGGGGAACUCGCCAGACUGUUUCCCCGGGAUCACAGAAAAACACCUGCCAUCCCUGUACUCCACUGCAGUGCCCUCCCACCACACUGCCGAGGGGCUGGUGUCGGUUCCGGUGACAUCAUCGCUGGGUGUGCAGCUGGACCCGAGGGCGUACGGCGGCCUCCUGCACCAGGGUCUACUGCACAGGGAGCUCCUCAGCCGGCUGGGCCAGUUCGCGGCAGGGAUGAGGCUCGAGAACCAGACUCAGGUCCAGCAGUGUUGUGGCGAGUGUGGACUUCAGCUGCACAGCAGACAGGCCAUGGAGCAGCACAGGAGGCUGCACAUGGAGGAGAAAGGCCACGGCUGUGAUUACUGUGGCAAACAUUUCCAGGACAGCAUGAGGCUACGAAUGCACAUGUUGUCUCACACAGCUCCUGCGGAGGCGCUGGUGUGCGAUCAGUGUGGAGCAACGUUCUCCUCAGAAGAUGCUCUGGAAGCCCACAGGCAAACACACACAGGGACUGACAUGGCAGUGUUCUGUCUGCUGUGUGCAAAGCGCUUCCAGACCCAGAAGGCCCUGCAGCAGCACAUGGAGGUCCACGCGGGCAUGCACAGCUACAUCUGUAGCCACUGCGAGCGGCCCUUCCCCAGCCACACCACCCUCAAACGGCACCUGCGCUCGCACACGGGCGAUCACCCGUUUGAGUGUGAAUUCUGCGGGAGCUGCUUCAGAGACGACGGCACGCUGCGAGGACACAAACGCAUCCACACGGGAGAGAAGCCUUACGAGUGCAACGGCUGCGGCAAGAGGUUCAGCCUCAAACACCAGCUGGAGACGCACUACCGCGUACACACAGGUGAGAAGCCAUUUGAGUGUAAGCUGUGUCACCAGCGGUCCAGAGAUUACUCGGCCAUGAUCAAACACCUGCGCACGCACAACGGAGCGUCUCCAUACCAGUGCACCAUCUGCCAGGACUUCUGCCCGAGCCUUGCCGCCAUGCAGAAGCACAUGAAGGGCCACAAGCCCGAGGACGUCCCGGCUGACUGGAGGAUAGAAAAGACUUACCUGUACGUCUGCUACGUCUAAGCAGGACUUGGACCUCACGCACGCACACGCACACACACACACACACACACACAUAGACACAGAGAGAGAGUUGGGUAAAAAAGCUAAUGUUUCUUUAAAAAGGUCCAGUGUGUAAGAAUUAGUGACGUCUAAUGGUGAGAAACAAGUAGACGACGAGUCCUCUCACUCCUACUGUUCCCCAAGAUUGUCGGGGAAUUAUGGUGGCCUCCACAUACCAGAGAGGACGCCGUCUUCUUUAUUUGCCAGGUAAAAAUUCUGGUUCAAAAUAAGUCACACUCUGACCAGAGAAAAUGUAAA